Molecule: messenger RNA, 4923 nt
Organism: Alexandromys fortis (reed vole)
Lineage: Eukaryota; Metazoa; Chordata; Mammalia; Rodentia; Cricetidae
Gene: Stoml1
Product: stomatin like 1
Exons: 7
Coding region: 67-1269 (400 amino acids)
Cellular component (GO): plasma membrane
Source: RefSeq, a predicted model, not a curated record
GGGCUGACGCGGCUGGGCAGGGCCAGCGCCCGGUGGAGGCACUGGGCGUGUACCCGGUCAGAAGUCAUGUUCGGCAGGUCCGGCUACCGGGCGCUGCCCUUAGGGGAUUUUGAUCGUUUCCAGCAGUCAAGUUUCGGCUUUCUGGGUUCGCAGAAGGGGUGCUUGUCCCCAGAGCCGGCAGGCGUGGGGCCGGGGGCCGAUGCACCUGAGAGCUGGCCCUCCUGUCUCUGCCAUGGCCUCAUCAGUUUCCUGGGGUUCUUGCUGCUGCUACUCACCUUCCCCAUUUCUGGCUGGUUUGCUCUGAAGAUCGUACCCACCUAUGAGAGGAUGAUCGUGUUUCGACUGGGCCGGAUCCGAACCCCCCAGGGCCCUGGCAUGGUUCUUCUCCUGCCCUUCAUUGACUCCUUCCAGAGGGUGGAUCUGAGGACCCGAGCAUUCAAUGUUCCUCCUUGCAAGUUGGCCUCUAAGGAUGGGGCUGUGUUAUCUGUGGGAGCUGAUGUCCAGUUUCGCAUCUGGGACCCAGUGCUCUCCGUGAUGGCUGUGAAGGACCUAAACACAGCUACUCGAAUGACCGCCCACAACGCCAUGACCAAGGCCCUACUCAGGAGGCCGCUGCAGGAGAUCCAGAUGGAGAGGCUCAAGAUCGGUGACCAACUCCUGCUGGAGAUCAAUGAUGUGACCAGAGCUUGGGGCCUGGAGGUAGACCGUGUAGAGCUGGCAGUGGAGGCUGUGCUGCAGCCACCCCAAGACAGCCCAGCUGUGCCCAACCUGGACAGCACCCUCCAGCAGCUGGCCUUCCACUUGCUGGGGGGAAGCAUGAGCUCAGUGGUAGGAGGUGCUCCACCCCCAGGACCAGGAGACACCUUGGAAAUGAUAAGUGAAGUGGAGCCGCCUGCCUCUCAUGCCGGGGCUGGGGAUGAGCCCAGCUCAAAGCAGCCCGUGGCUGAGGGGCUUCUCACUGCCCUGCAGCCCUUCCUGUCAGAGGCACUGGUUAGCCAGGUUGGGGCCUGCUAUCAGUUCAACGUCAUCUUGCCUAGCGGCACUCAGAGUAUCUACUUCUUGGACCUCACUGCAGGACAAGGCAGAGUGGGACAUGGAGCACCUGAUGGCAUCCCUGAUGUGGUGGUGGAGAUGGCUGAGGCGGACCUGCAGGCCUUGCUCUGCAGGGAACUGCGGCCCCUGGGGGCCUACAUGAGUGGGCGGCUGAAGGUGAAGGGUGACCUAGCUGUGGUCAUGAAGCUGGAGGCUGUCCUUAGGGCCUUGAAGUAGCAGUGUUGGUUGUCCACCCAUGACCCAACCGUGAACCUGGUGCCAAGCCAGAGAAGCCUCUUGGGAUAGGAGGCAUUGGUCUGGGCUGCAGAAAACUGAAGCCUGAAGGUGUUUCCGGCCCAGCCAGGAGCCCAGAAGGCUGGGAGACAACUGUUGCUGGUCAGUGCUGAGUCAGCUGUCCUGUACUUGAACCUGUGUGGUUCUCUGGACAGGCCUGUGCUCCCUCGAUUCCCAGCCAAGUGCCUAGUCCUGAGCUUGCUACGGAGUGAAGACAGAGCCCGGCCUGCCCUGCCCGCUGAUAACUUGACUGGACAGACAAGAGGCACAGGAGCAGUCUGUAUGUCAGCCAUGGGGAGGACCAGAGCACAUGGAUCAUGCCUCUGACAUCCAGGGAGAUCAGAGAGUAGGGAAAAGUGGGGAGGGCAGCCCCCCCAAGAAGGGGUUGCUGCAGUGGAGCCAGGCUGCCCCUCUUUUCUAUUGACAAGCCAGAACAGGCUAGGAGGGGAGGGCAUGGACAGAGGAGAGUUGUUUCUUCAGGGGGCCUGCUCCCGAGGACACCUGGUCUUGUCCACCAGCUCCAUCGUGCAUGCUUGAGGAGCUGGCUCGGGGCAGCAUGUGGGAGAGCCCUGCUAUUCUGUGCUUACUAGAGGCUUGAGAGCCUCUGACAAAUAAAUGUGGCAUUUACAGCGUGCAUUGGAGAAGCGCAGCAGGCUGUGGGGCGCGGUGGGGCAAGUAAGGUCUAUAAGGCCCUAUGCCCCGCCAAGAGCCAAGGCUAGAGACUGACACAGGCUCCCGGAGCAUUUGAAGCUCUUCCUUCUGGGAAGAGCCCUGAACGUCAGGAGGAGGUGACUGUGGGUUGCUCUCUGUCUCUUUUUAUAGCAAGGGAACAGAUUUACCAGGGAAGUAGGGCAUGAGUACCAAAACUAACUUACUGGAGUUAAGGUGAGGGGCUCUUAACAUGUUCAGGUACGGAGCCGGAGCCACUGUGGGCAGACGGGGUUGCUUCCCUGGCUGAUGAGGGAGAUACAGCUUGUGGCCUGGCUGUUGGCUCUCCUGGCUUCUGCUCCACUGGUAGAGCCUCAGCUCACGACUAAGAAGCGAAUGUAACCUUCUGGAGGGGACUGUAGAGAAAACCAAAUCACACCUCAAGCCCACAGCCCUCAGAUUGUCUGCUGCCAGUGCCAGCCCUUCCUCCUGGGCCCUUGGACUGGUACCAGGCCCUACAGUGCGUCCCUCUGUCUUUUCUGGUGCCAGAUGCUGUCUUGUGUUGCUAUAGGUUCUCCGCCUGGCCUGGGCACUCCCUCAGAGCUAGUGUGGGUCCCACAGACAGUAGGGACCAUCUUGAGGCUUUCUCACUGAGGCUGUGUUCCAAAGCCCCUCUCUAGGCCCUGCUAGCUACCCAGUGCCCCUUAGAGUCUUCCCUCCUGCCGAGCUCCCUCAGCUAUUGAGAAACCAUUUUCUUUUUUUAUCCCCAAGAAAGUAGCUAAUGUCACUUUAUGUUUUUUAAACGAUUAGAAUUUUUCUUUUAACAAAAUAUGUUAAGGUAAAACAAGAUCAUCAUAUCUAAGUUGGAUAAGGCAAGCCAACAGAACAAAAAAAAAAAAAGAACUCCAAGAGAAGGCAAAAGAAUCAGAGACCCACUUGUUCCCACACUCAGGAGUCCUGUGCAAGUCUUAGACUGAAAGCUGUAGUAUAAACUGGGGCCCCGUGUGCCUCCUGCUUCAGCCUGAGUGCCUGGGAGCUUUGCUCAGCUGUUUUCGAGGGCCUUGUUCUCCUGGCGUCCUCUGUCUCCCCGACUCCUGCCCUUUCUGUAGGGUCCCCUUAGCUCUGAGGGGGAUGAUUUGGUGGAGACAUCUCACUUAGAGCUGUGUGUUCCAAGGUCUGUCUCUGCACACUGUCCAGCUGCGGGUCUCUGUAUUCCCAUCUGCUGCAGGAGGAAGCCUCUCUGAUGAUGGCUGAGCAAGACACUGACAUGUGAGUACAGCAGAGUGCCAUUAGGAGUUAUUUUAUUGUUACUUUUUUUUUUUUUAGACCAGUAGUAUUUGGUUUUACCAUAGGUCUCUAAGUUAUCUGGACUCUGGUUCCUGGCUACCCAAGCAGUGUUCCAUCUCAUGGAGUAGGCCUUAGGUCACAUGAGACAUCAGCUGUUAGACCCACACAGUUUGUGUCACCGUUGCCCUACAUAUGCGACGUUUGUAGAUCAAGGUUUUGUAGUUGGGUUGGUACCUUUCUAGGUCAUAGACCUCAGAACUUAGGGAGUUGUAGGCACUAGCUCAACCCUUCCUUGUUCAGUGAGUUGUGUUGCCUUUGUGGGGCCUUGCUGCCAGUUUAUGGAGAGCAACCUAUUGUCUUGGCAAUAGCCUGGAUUACUUGGGGAUUUCCAUGGGACCCUCUUUGUCAACAACUCAGUUGGAUGAAACCCAGUCCUGGCACUGCAAGCUUUGUUUGGUGACACAAGAUGGCCAAUGGGAGUUCUAUAUCCCUCGUUAUUUGGACUACCUUAGGGUCUCCUUCAUAUAUUAUAGGAAGUCCCCCGCAGUUUCCACACCACCCCUCAAAUGCCCUUCAGUUCUAGCUGUCUUUUCCCUCCUUCCCUCUCUCAACCCCAUCCCCCUCCCUUCUCACCUGGUCCUCCUGUUUUCUCCUCCCCCCACCUACUGCUUCAGUCCCUCCCCCCACCAGGGAGAUCCAUAUAUUCCCACCCCAAGUCCCGGUAUGCCUUUUCUCUCUGGAUUGUAGCUUGGUUAUUAUUUAUUUAAACUAAUGUCCAGAUAUAAGUGAGUACAUACCAUAUUUAUCUUUCUGGGUUUGGGUUACUUUACUCAGAAUUAUUUAUUUUUUCUAGUUCCAUCUGUUUGCCUGCAAAUAUCUUGAUGUCAUUUGAAAAAAACUGAGUAAUACUCCAUUGUAUAAAUGUACCACGCUUUCUUUAUCGAUUCCUCUGCCGAGGGACAUCUAGGUUGUUUCCGAUUCGUGGCUGUUAUGACUAGAGCAGCAGUGAACGGGGAAUCCUUCUUUUCUAUUCCACUAUACUCACUGGGCCAUUAGCUACCUGUGAGCAUUCACCUGCCAGUGCCCUGAAGGGCUGCUCACAUGGGAACCCAGGCCUCCUUCCAUGCUCCCUCAUCCACAGAACCUUGGCAGCCAGCACUGCCUCCCAGGAAGGAGCAGUCAGUUCCAGGAAAGAUGAUCAUGGCUUAAGGAGAACUGAAACUGAAACCCCUUUUGAUUUUUUUUAAAUGAACUUCUGAUUAACAUUCCUGUUCCAGGAAAUGGAAAUUUCUGUGGCUGUCUUUGUGUAUCCUGAGUGUGUGGCCGGUACCCCAGAGAUGUAGCCCACAGGCUCAAAUGCCCCUGGGUCAGAAGACAGGGCAAACUGGGCAGUCCACAGGGGAGGGGAUACAGAAACACCUAAAGGUUCUGACAGAACCUUCCCUGAGACUGCCACUGAGUAGACCACUAAAUGAGGGAGAGACAGGACAAGAGGACACCCCUGUUAGAGCACAAAAGGAAGAGACAGGCUGACACCUCCAAUCUGAGGAGGUGGAACUGACAUAUGAGGGCUCUGUGAGGGAUUUUUGAGGAGCCAGAAAGAGUAGCUAUUAUGUGCCUACUGUAUCCCCGUGCUGAGCUAGAAAGAGUAGCUAUUAUUAU